UGCAUUACGUCGCUAUUGGCAACGCAAUCCAUUGCUUUACGGCAUUGGAACACGCCCAUGGAUUCCAUCAUUAACGUAAAACUAACAAGCGCAUUGGAGCUCACCAGCGUCAUCACCAGCAAAGGAAAGGGAAUGAUGACCAAAAGAAGGCCCGAGACCAAAAGCAACGCUUUCACUCCCCCCCUGCGCAGACCCCUCAGGUCAUGCAGGAAGAGCAUGGGUCCAGAGCUGGGCCAAGGCGCCCCCAGUGGAGAGUCAGGGGAACUGCAGCCCACACAGAACCGUCAGAAUUACAUUCCAACAAUGACACGUUCCGAGGAUCAUCACCCCCCUCUCCCUCCCAGCUCUCGUGGUACCUCCCAGCAGGGGAAAGCAGCGGGAGAUACCAUUUCCCCCAACAAACAGGGGGAUGCAGUGGAAAAAAGUGUGGCUGUGAACAACUUUAGCGAGGAGCGUGUGAUUGGCCAGUCCGUGGAGAGGCGGGACACAGCGGAGGCAGAGCAGACCAAUCAAGAUAAACAUCCUGUCCAGGAGGAGGAAGGGCAAAACACCACAUCCUCCAAUGAGGAUGAACGCUGUAAAGUAGAGGAGGCUACACAGGUGUUCAUCAUCCCCUCACCUCACCCCAGGAGGAUGGGGAUGUGUGGGCUGAGGGAGAGAGCGAUGAGUCGCGGCGUGGAGGAGAGGAGGAGGAGAGAGGGAAGGGAAGUAGAGGAGAGUGCAGGGGAAGAUGGAGAGAGCAGUACUGAGCAGAAAAAGGAGAAGAAGGAAGAGGAGGAGAGAAGGGAAGAGGAGAAAGAAGAGGAGAGGCAGCAGGAGGAGGAAAAGGAAGGGGAGGAAGAGGAGGAGGGGGAGGGGGAAGAGGGGGAGAAGCAGAAGGAGGAGGAGGGGUUGCUUCUGUCUGCAGGAAGUGAUGACCGCCCCCUGCAGGCUAGCCAUCCGGCCCCUGGGGAAGUGAGCGACCCUGGGGAGGUGAGCGACCCUGGGGAGGUGAGCGACCCUGGGCAGGGCCUGGUCCUGGAGGUGAUGGACGAACCAGAGCUGGAAGAGGUGCUUGAAGAAAUUAUGGAGUUAGAGGAGAAGAGAGGGAGGGAAGAUGAGGGAUGUGUUUGGACUGAGACAGAGGACGGCCCCGCUGACAACGCAUCUUAUUCUCCGGAGGCUGGGAGAGAGGCUGGGGCUGAUGAUAGGGCUGGGGUUGAGGCUGAAACUGAAGUUACGGCUGAGGCUAAGGCUGACACCAAGGCCUUCUCCCUGGCCCUGACGGUCGCAGACAAACAGCCAGUCCAGGGGGAGGAGGGGGAGGAGGGCAGGAGAGAUGUAAACUGCCUUGAAGAUGCCACUCAGCUGGUCUGUGGCCUGAUAACUGAACUGUCAUCUCUGAAUCGGAUGGUGAUGGCAACUCACCGCGAGUUGGAGAGCAUUCGCCGUGGCAACAGGACGGCCAGGCCCCUCCCAUCGCGUAGAGGGUUCAGCCCGGGGCACCGGCGCUCCGAGACUUAA
Molecule: messenger RNA, 1503 nt
Organism: Osmerus eperlanus (European smelt)
Lineage: Eukaryota; Metazoa; Chordata; Actinopteri; Osmeriformes; Osmeridae
Product: cilia- and flagella-associated protein 251-like
Exons: 6
Coding region: 58-1503 (481 amino acids)
Biological process (GO): double-strand break repair involved in meiotic recombination
Source: RefSeq, a predicted model, not a curated record